Molecule: messenger RNA, 1930 nt
Organism: Zea mays
Lineage: Eukaryota; Viridiplantae; Streptophyta; Magnoliopsida; Poales; Poaceae
Product: putative thaumatin domain family protein
Exons: 3
Coding region: 207-1046 (279 amino acids)
Source: RefSeq, a predicted model, not a curated record
CCAACGAGACACGAUUAUUUCGUACAAACCUAUCCUCGUCAACCAGACGGUCACUCCGCGACGGCAUCGCUACAGCCUACAGGCACUAAUAACUGCACUGGCACAGCGACACUGCACACGCAUCUUCCCCGUGCUUGCAGUUGCAGUGCAGCUGUACCCACAUUACCCUGUCAGUCUCGGCCAUUGCAUUGCCUCAAGAAGCAGCAAUGGAGUUGCCAAGACCAAUGGGCGUGCUUCUGCUCGUGUUCUUCGUCUUGUGCAGAGGUUCCCCGUUUCUCGCAGUGGGGGACGCGGCGACGUUCAUGUUCGUGAACCGGUGCACGGACACGGUGUGGCCGGGCGUCCUGUCCAACGCCGGCAGCCCAAGGCUGGAGCCGACGGGGUUCGAGCUCCCGCCGGGCGCGGCACGCGCGGUGCCGGCGCCGGCGGGCUGGUCCGGCCGCAUGUGGGCGCGCACGGGCUGCUCCCAGGACGGCGCCACGGGGCGGCUCGUCUGUGCCACGGGCGACUGCGGCUCUGGCUCCGCCGAGUGCGCGGGCGCGGGCGCUGCGCCGCCGGCCACGCUGGCCGAGUUCACGCUCGACGGCAGUGGCGGGCUGGACUUCUACGACGUCAGCCUCGUGGAUGGCUACAACCUCCCCGUGCUGGUGGAGACCUCCGGCGGCGCAGGCUCCAGCGGGCCGGCGUCGUGCGCGGCGGCCGGGUGCGCAGCGGACCUGAACGCGAUGUGCCCCGCCGAGCUCCGAGCCGGGGGCGGCGCCGCGUGCCGGAGCGCGUGCGACGCGUUCGCGCGGCCCGAGUACUGCUGCAGCGGCGCCUUCGCGACCCCGGCGGCGUGCCGGCCGACUGCCUACUCGCAGGUGUUCAAGAGCGCGUGCCCGCGCUCCUACAGUUACGCCUUCGACGAUCCCACCUCCACAUUCACCUGCGGCGGCGGCCCAGACUACACCGUCACCUUCUGCCCCGGCGCCACCCCAAGAGGCUACUGUUGUUACAAGAUUUACAUUGUCAGAGAUUUCUGGUUCUUCUCUGAGAAAUUGAAGUAGACGCAAUGCAAGCUAGUGACUGAACCUGUGUUGUUGUGUUCCUAGAAUGAGGAAAGACUAGGAACAUGGGGCUACAACGUACAAGAUCUUGGCAUAAUAAAUUUUUUAUAUCUUUGAUUUACAGCAGAGGGGACGAAACGAAAAGCGCAUGGGCGAAAUGCUUUUUUUGGGGCGUUAUUAGUAGUAUUUCCCAUUUGCGUGCAAAAUGAUUUUGUCCGUACUACUGAGCACGUGAACUUCUGACCGGAUGGAUACGCUGCUCUUGUAUGUACCCGUGACAUGAGCGCAGCCAGAAGUCGACGACCACACCGGGCGCGACGCCGGCGACGGUGCCGGGGACAAUGACGACGACGGUGCCGGAGGCAACGCCGAUGCCGGGCGCGACCCCGGCUAUGCCGACGGGGACCAUGAUGCCACCGGGCGCGACGUUCACGGACGCCACCCCGGACAGCGCGAUGAUGCCGAUGGGUGGCCUGGGCAUCGAGGGCGGGGGCCAAGGCAGCGUGCUCCUGGGCGGCAGCAGCAGCGAAGGCAGCGUCUCUUGGCUCGCCAACAUGGCCACCGGCGACGCGGCCGUCCCGCUGGUGGCUUCGGCUCGGUUAUUGGUGGCGCCACUGGCAACGUUGCUCUGCGGCCUCCAUUUGCUGUAGUAGUGGUGAUGGAGGGAGCAGAGGAAUCUGUUGGCGAUUCGCACGGUGGCGCCUUUGUAUUGCCGUGUCUGUAGAUGAUUUUACUGUCCAUUGAUCAUGUUGCGUUAGCCCCGGUCCCAGGAUUAGAUACUUGUGGCUACUAGUAGUACUAGUUCUAGAGGAGAAAUUAAAGCAUGGAUGUGGACAUUGAUUAAAGUUAAUCGCUGUCGUGCUAGCUGCGCUUUGUUGUUGCCA